This is a messenger RNA of Polychytrium aggregatum, 1613 nucleotides long. Its product is annotated as RuvB-like 2. Bases 41 to 1438 code for a protein of 465 amino acids. Gene Ontology annotation, biological process: box C/D snoRNP assembly; chromatin remodeling; regulation of transcription by RNA polymerase II. The record is from RefSeq and is a predicted model, not a curated record. Lineage: Eukaryota; Fungi; Chytridiomycota; Chytridiomycetes; Polychytriales. Gene Ontology annotation, cellular component: NuA4 histone acetyltransferase complex; Ino80 complex; Swr1 complex. The transcript is spliced from 11 exons. Gene Ontology annotation, molecular function: ATP hydrolysis activity; DNA helicase activity; ATP binding.
CUCACCGCCCAUCCGAUCGCCAGACCAUAACAUAGUCAAGAUGGCCGCCACCACCAAUCCUACGAUUCCCGGAAGCCAGGAAGUCAAAGAUCUCACCCGGAUCGAGCGCAUAGGCGCUCACUCGCACAUCCGUGGCCUGGGUCUUGACGAUGCGCUCGAGCCCAGAACGACAUCCCAGGGCAUGGUCGGCCAGCUGCAGGCGCGCAAAGGCGCCGGCAUCAUCCUGGAGAUGAUCAAGGAGGGCAAAAUCGCCGGCCGUGCCAUUCUCAUGGCCGGCCCGCCCGGAACCGGAAAGACGGCCAUCGCCAUGGGAAUGGCUCAGGCUCUCGGCACCGAUGUGCCCUUCACGAUGAUUGCGGCCUCAGAAGUGUUCUCGCUCGAGAUGUCAAAGACCGAAGCACUCACACAGGCCUUCCGCCGAUCGAUUGGCGUCCGGAUCAAGGAGGAAACCGAACUGAUCGAAGGCGAGAUUGUCGAAAUCCAGGUCGAUCGAUCGGCCACUGGUGCGGGCGCCAAGUCAGGCAAGCUGACUCUGAAGACCACCGAGAUGGAGACGGUCUACGACCUGGGCCAAAAGAUGAUCGAGUCUCUCAACAAAGAGAAGGCUACUGCUGGCGAUGUUAUCACCAUCGAUAAGGCCACCGGCAAGAUCACCAAGCUCGGCCGAUCCUUCACGCGCUCCCGCGAUUAUGACGCUUCUGGCCCUGAGACCCGCUUCGUACAAUGCCCCGAGGGCGAGUUGCAAAAACGCAAGGAGGUCGUCCAUACCGUGACUCUUCACGAAAUCGAUGUCAUCAACAGCCGAUCACAGGGAUUUUUGGCGCUCUUCUCCGGUGAUACCGGCGAAAUCAAGCCCGAGGUGCGCGAUCAAAUCAACGCCAAGGUCGCCGAGUGGCGCGAAGAGGGCAAGGCCGAGAUUGUGCCUGGUGUGCUCUUCAUCGACGAGGUCCAUAUGCUCGAUAUCGAGUGUUUCUCGUUCCUCAACCGCGCACUCGAGGACGACAUGGCCCCCGUGGUUAUCAUGGCCUCGAACCGUGGCUACACUCGCAUCCGUGGCACAGACUAUCGAUCACCCCACGGCAUCCCAAUCGAUCUUCUCGACCGAGCGCUGAUCAUCAGCACGGGCUCGUACUCCGAGAAGGAGGUUCGGCAGAUCAUCGGCAUUCGAUGCGAGGAGGAGGAUGUCGACAUGACCGAUGAUGCCAAGGACGUUUUGACAAAGAUUGGCCUCGAAACGUCCCUACGCUAUGCCAUCCACCUUAUCACGGCGUCGUCGCUGGUUGCUCGCAAGAGAAAGGCCACCGAAGUCGAUGUCGAGGAUAUCAAGCGAGUGUACUCGCUCUUCUUGGAUGAAAAGCGCUCUGUUCAAUAUCUCAAGGAGUUCCAAGAGCAGUUCAUGUUCAACAGCGUCGAAAACAAGAUGGAUGUCGAUGUCUGAGCAAUGGCCAUCCAAGAACUAGCUGCGCGUACAUGUCCGACACUCGACCUUCGACACUCGGCCGUCAGCUUGGCUACUCCAUACAUGCACAUAUUUAUUGGCUUUUGUAUUUGGGAGGCGCAAUAGCAGCAAAUACAGUCCUUCCAAGAGCAGUUGACGAUCAGAUAUCCAGGAG